Molecule: messenger RNA, 715 nt
Organism: Rattus norvegicus (Norway rat)
Lineage: Eukaryota; Metazoa; Chordata; Mammalia; Rodentia; Muridae
Gene: Ccl19
Product: C-C motif chemokine ligand 19
Exons: 4
Coding region: 183-509 (108 amino acids)
Biological process (GO): cell migration; chemotaxis; immune response
Cellular component (GO): extracellular region
Molecular function (GO): chemokine activity; cytokine activity; chemokine receptor binding
Source: RefSeq, marked provisional
CUCGCACGGGUUCACUCGGGCUCACUUGCUCUGGCUCCUGAACCCCUUCGCUCCACACUAGGACGCCGAGUACUUUCCAUCACUCCCCCUGUGAACCCGCCGGAGCCUUGGCCUCUCAGAUUGGUGCACGCGCAGUCUCUCAGGCUCAUUCAUUCUCUGUGGCCUGCCUCAGAGCACCUGCCAUGGCAUCCCGUGUGACCCCACUACUGGCCUUCAGCCUGCUGGUUCUCUGGACCUUCUCAGCCCCAGCUCUGGGGGGUGCUAACGAUGCGGAAGACUGCUGCCUGUCUGUGACCCAGCGCCCCAUCCCUGGUAACAUCGUGAAAGCCUUCCGCUACCUUCUUAUCCAAGAUGGCUGCAGGGUGCCUGCUGUUGUGUUCACCACACUAAGGGGCUACCAGCUCUGUGCACCUCUAGACCAGCCCUGGGUAGAACGCAUCAUCCGAAGACUGAAGAAGUCUUCCUCCAAGAGCAAAGGCGGCAGCACCAAAAGGGGCCCUGUGUCUUGAGUGAAGAGAUGUGACUCACUCUGGCCCAGGAAACCAAGGACCAGAAGAGAGGACCAAGCCUCCCGAUCUGCCCGAGACCUGACCUAGCCCAGUCUGUGCCUAGAGAGUCGGUGUGAACGUGAGUGUGAGCAUGACAGUUUGUGUGGCUAGAACAUCGCCUCUCCACGGCCAGACUGCAGUGCUUCCAAUAAAGCUUGGUACUGUGG